This is a messenger RNA of Chrysemys picta bellii (western painted turtle), 2066 nucleotides long. Its product is annotated as serine protease 27. Gene Ontology annotation, molecular function: serine-type endopeptidase activity. NCBI's taxonomy places the organism in Eukaryota, Metazoa, Chordata, Testudines, Emydidae. The record is from RefSeq and is a predicted model, not a curated record. Gene Ontology annotation, biological process: proteolysis.
AGGAGGGACAUGUGCCAACGUCUGCUGAACCUGUUGGUCAACAUUCUAGGCAGACUAACUGGCUGGAUAUAAACCGCGUUGGGGUGCACACCCUUUCCUGGCUGGGUGCAUCGCCCGGUAGCCUGGCUGCCUCUCUCUCUGGGAGCUUUGGAAUCCCCUUUGGGUUUAGUGAUUGGUGCCUCUAACGAGCAGUAUGGAGGAGCGGCAAACCAAGGCCAGCGGGCUGAGCUGGGCAAGGAGAAUGGGGUCCCUGAUCCUGCACAUUGUGCUGAUGGGUGCCCAGCAGAGCGAGGCAAACGGAGUCUGCGGGAAGCCUCAGUUGAACCUGAACCGGCUUGUGAAGGGGCAGGACACGGUGCCGGGAGAGUUCCCCUGGCAGGCCAGCAUCCAGUGGAAAGGAGUUCACAUGUGCGGGGGGUCCCUGAUCAACAACGAAUGGGUGGUGACGGCCGCUCAUUGCUUCCACCAGGUCCGGAACCUGACCCAGUACCGGGUGGUGCUGGGGGCCCAUCAACUGCUGAAGCCAAGCCCCAACGCGUGCGCCUGCCCGGUCUGGCGCAUCAUUGUCAACCCCCACUACGCCGGGCAGACCACGAGCGGAGACAUCGCCCUGAUCCAGCUGGCCAGGCCGGUGAAGUUCACUGACUACAUCCUGCCCAUCUGCCUCCCAGAUGUCUCCGUCAACUUCCCCCCAGGCAAAGUCUGCUGGGUGACCGGCUGGGGCCACGUGCGCUCCUGGGUGGACCUGCCCUCCCCGCAGACCCUGCAGAAGCUGCAAGUCCCCAUCAUCGACUCCAAGACGUGCAGGAACCUGUACCUCACCAACAUGCACAACAGGCCACCGAACAGGAAUAUCCAGGAUGACAUGAUCUGUGCCGGUUACGCCGAGGGCAUGAGGGAUGCCUGCAAUGGUGACUCUGGUGGCCCUAUGGCGUGCAUUGUGGGUGAUGUCUGGGUGCUGGCCGGAAUUGUCAGCUGGGGCGAAGGCUGCGCCAUCAAAAACCGCCCUGGAGUGUACAGUCGCCUCACCUCCUACCAAAGCUGGAUCCGGGAAUAUAUCCCCAAUCUAGAGUUCGUCAAGGAGCCCAAAGGCCGGGAAUCCCGUGCUGCGGCAGGCAUCAAGGGGCAAAAGCACCCUGGCGCUGGCUGGCCCAGCCAGGCUGCCUCUGUCGUUACCAGCACCCUGCUGCUCUUGGCCUGCCUGCUGCAUCUGAUUUAAAACCAAGGCGGGUGAACAGAGAAAAAGAGAGAAUUCCCCCACUCUUCUGUCAAGCUACAAGGAAAAGGAAGAAGGAAUCUAUAUCUCUGGUCCAGUCUCCCCAGUGUUGGCUACCUAAAGGCCCUGGGUUUUAGCAUUUGGGAAAAUAUUUUAAACAUUUAAAAACUAAGGAAAUUCCCAGACAAAAAACUUUGUGAAACACUAUAAACGUGUGUACAUUCCUCUGCAACUACAGCAAGGGUGCCGUAGUCACGAGGGGGUCAACCAGUUGUUCUAGGUCUCUAUCUUCGUGUAUAUAUUUAGGACUAGGGAGUUUAAGAUGGAACAAAACAACUUUUGCUGAUCAUUUCAUAAAUACGUGGGGCCCGGCAAUCAGCAUCUGUUUUUGCAAGGCGGGUGAGAUAACUUCGGAGGUUUUGGCUGAGGGUGAAGCUAAUCAAAAAUGUUUUGAAUGUUGCUAAUUUGACAACAACAUGUCAACAUUUCAGAUUUUGACCAGGAAACGAUUGAUAAGUAUUAAUGCCAUCGGACAAGGCCCGGGGAAGACCUCAUCUGGACUCCUGUGCUCAGUUCUGGGCACCCGAGUUAAAGAAAGUGGGACUCAGAGUUGGAUAGGUGCAGAAAAGGUCUUCAAAGACGAUCAGGGGAUUGGGAAGCCGAUCUUCUUAGAAGAGACUCAGAGAGAUUAGCUUUUUUCACCUAAAAAAACAAAGCCUGAGAGGGGAACUGAGUUUGUAAAUGUAGAAAAUUUGAAAAUUGCAAAUGUUGAAAAUUUGAAAGUUGCAAAUUUAGAUGAGGAAAAUAAUAGGAAAAAUACUGACAUAAAUAAAUAAAAAAAUUUCAAUUC